AUGGAUCGAGCCAUGGACUUGAGGGAUAUGGACUUUGAAUCCGCCAUCCUCGACGACGAAAAGGACAUCGACUUCGUUGUUGGACACGCUCUCUCUACCCCACACCCGCUGGGCCGCUCGCCACUGUCCAAGACGCGCUCCAUGUCUGAUGGAGGAGGGACCCCGGUGAAGCUCACGCCCUCGCCGCACGUUGCCGAUGGUCGCCAGGCAUCCAAAGACGACAACCAUAUCAGGGAAUCCGUCACCACACCCGUCACUCCCCACCGAUCCGAGUUUCCCCUCCGAGGCCUCACACUGCAGAUGCCUACGAACCGCGACCCGGCCUCCUCUGCAGCCUCCUCCUCCUCCUCCGCCGCCUUCACAAAACCCGCACCGCUGUCCCCCAAGCUCGACCACUCCCAGAUUUAUGCAAGCCCCACCAACAUCCUGCCGCGUCGCUCCCGCGGCCUCGACUUCUCGCGUGCUGCUACCAGCCUGCACCACUCGACCCUCGCAGAGUCGUCGCCCGACUCAUCGCCCACCAUGGGAGGAAGAGCCAUGAACAUCCCCGGCCGCAGGGGUAACGACUACGGCCAGGCCGAGCAGACGACCAACUCGCUCUGGUCCAUGAUGGGGAACCACGAGCGCAUGACCGUGUCCAGCUCGCUCGGCAGCGCGAACCAUCUGGGCUCGGAUUCUUCUUCGUCUUCCGGCGAUGACGACUUGAUGGACGAGGAUACGGACGAGCCGUACAUCGGGACGCCACAGGCCAACAAAUCCGGUCCUCCUCUCGGCACCCAGCCGAUGAUGAUGGCGCCGUGGGGAGGCUCUCCUGCGAUGAACAGCCUCAUGAGCUUUCAGCACAGGCAGCGGCAAAGAAAACAGCCGAAAAAGAAACACAAGCUGCCGCUGGGUCUCGGCUUCAGCCCCUCCACAAACGCUGGGGUCUCCAAGUCACCGCCCAGUACCAUACCCAAGGAUAUGGCCGGUCAUUCUCGGCGGGAGAGCAUCAGCUGGCAAGCGAAUCAGCUCCAUAUAUCCGGGAGCGAGGAAGAGCGCUGCGAUAACAUUGACGGUCUUGUCACGACUCCCAGCCGUGACGGACAGCGUCCUACCGUCAUGCGACGCGUUGUCACACGUCGUGGGAACCUGUUACCCAAGACGAAGAAUUUCGCUCGUAUCAGGGCGGCCUUGUUCGAGGAAGGAGCCCCCAUCGAGACGGAAACUCAACGAGAGGCCGAAGUCGUCCGUCAAGUGCGUGAGAGCGACGUCGACCUUGGGGGAUCCCGUCAGCAGACGGCGCCGGCCACCGCGUACUCAUCGCCGAGUCUCGGACCCCAAGACCAGCAUCUGGACGACAUCCCAGAAAGCAUGAUCACCGAAUCGGCCCUCAAUCUCUCAGGCAGCUUUAAGCAGCAAGCUUUGAAGAACUCGAAGGGCCCCAAGUUCUGGGACACGUUUUCCGAGUCGAGCAGCAUCGGCGCCCGCACAACACCACCGCCCCCGAACGGGGGCUUGCCCCGCGGCUCGUCUUCCGGCAUGAGCGAGGACAUGUGCAUGGAUUCACCAUCACUCGGGCCUACGGCGGGUUUUGCCAUGGCCGCCAGCAGCGGCGAAUCCCAAAAGGGCGACACUCCUCUGCUCGCGCAGGGCCCGCAAACGGCGCCCAGUGCCGCAGACAUCACACGCCGCAUCAACAGCAAGCGCCGGCGGGACGACGACCACGACCUGGUUAGUCUCAAGCGUCGGGCCGUCAGUCCCGGCAUGAGCGUGCAUAACUCGCCCAUCAUGCAGAGCCCCAUGCAGCGCGACGUGGCGCCUUGGGGGUCGCGGCCCGGCAGCAACAGCGGCGAGCGCGGCGAGCGCGGCGGAAGCGGCGCGGCGAGCGAGUCGGGAAGUCUAGGCGGCACCCCCGGCAGCGGCGCUAACGUCAACAGCAACGCCAAUGGCCGUUUGAACGGCAACAAGGGACGUGUUGGGUUCCAGGGCAUGGUCGACACCCACGACGGCCUGAUGCGUAUGAGCAUCGAGUGA
This is a messenger RNA of Colletotrichum graminicola M1.001, 2013 nucleotides long. RefSeq lists its product as uncharacterized. The transcript has a single exon. The coding region runs from base 1 to 2013 and encodes 670 amino acids. The record is from RefSeq and is a predicted model, not a curated record. NCBI's taxonomy places the organism in Eukaryota, Fungi, Ascomycota, Sordariomycetes, Glomerellales, Glomerellaceae. Gene Ontology annotation, cellular component: site of double-strand break.